AUGGACACUGGGCUGUAUAACCCCUUGGUCUCGCCGAAGAGAUUCAAUACUUCUGCAGUACGCAACCCCUUUGACCCACGCCAGUCGAUCACACCAACCACAAGCCCUCGAGAGGGUUCCAAUUCACACACACAGAACCCGACUACCAAUUCCGCCAGAUCAAACCCAAUACCACCUAGGCCUUCAUCUCAAAACUAUGCUCAUGUGCAGUCAGCCGUGCCAACUGCGCCUAAUAGGGUCCACAGCCCUGCAACGCCCCAGCCUGUUUCAACCCGCAGUCCAUCUGUCUCUAUUGUCUCUUCGGUUCCUGUAUCUACCCCGCCGACAGCCCCUACACAGACAACUACUGCUCCACAUCAUAUAGACGGGGGCUGGACUCAGGAUAAAGGAGGGACCCAGGGUAAACCAGCAUCUGUUUCAUCAUACCAGGCACCAAAUCAGACAAGCCAGCGGCCUCCGAUCUCCCAACCAAAUGAGAAGAGCAUAUCAGCGGUAUCCUCAUCCUUUGCGUCAUCCAAUACCCCUGCAGCCUCCCACCCGGGGCCUUCUUAUAACUCUUCGUAUACCUCCGGACCUCGACGAGGUACCUUCUCUGAGUCGGCCGUGGCACAACAGCCUGGUGCGAGGAAUCCACAGUCGCGGUAUUACCCACUGCCGGAACCACUGCAGCAUCAGGAAAAACGGUGGGUUCCGAUUCAAGAGCAUUUGAGUGGCUCUAUGCCACCCGCAAAGAUGCAACGGUUGGACAAAAGGAUACCCCAGAACGACACGUUAGCGGGCAGCUCAGCCCAAGGGUCACAAGUUUCUAUGGAAUAUCCUCGGCCUCGAGGCCCUGGUAAAAUUGUUAAGAAUCGUGACGACCUGGCCCAGCCAAUAAGACGGAGCGAUGCACUGCCCAAGCACGCUUAUGAUCCCGCCACUAUCGCGCGGGAUGUGCUAAUUGCCGCGGGAAAACACCCAACGGAAAAGGUUCUAAAUCAUCAUCUUGAAGACCUACGCCAUAAUUUUACUAAAAUCGACUACCUGACAGACCUGGCAACGUUUCGUUGGGACCUGGUGGAUGUCAAGCAGCCUGAACCUCAAGUCAAUCGCAUGCCUCCGGUUCCUACACCGCAAAUACCACUUCGACCACCUCCUCAUCCUCAACCACCUUGGCAACCACUUCCACGUGACCCAAACGUUGCUGUACCAAAUCACGCGACUACACGUGACUUUGCUCCGAUGCCGUCGCGUGGCACACCGCCCAAUCGCCAAGUUGUAAUGCCGACAAGGAUCGACGCGCGUGCCCCUUCGGGCGGUUUGAAUGCUUGGUCUACUUUGCCUUUUAAACCGCCAACUUAUCAUUCCCCUCAACCGAUUUAUUCUUCAAACUUGCCUUCUGGACUUCCUAGGAUUGAUCCUGUGCCUGCAUCCCCGCAGCCAUCCCACAAAUCCGUCCCCUUACCGACUCCCUUACCGCCGCAACCCCAGCAGCGACGACAGUCCACCACGAAAGGUGCAGGCCCGCCCAAACCUCCGCAUGCAGCAAAACAAUCGACGCCUAAAUCUACAACAAAGCUUAACCCCCAAGGGCAUAUGCCCAGAAGCCAAUCGGACUCUAGUCGGACUGUGAAAUCCCCAGAGACAAGGCGUCUCCCCCAACCACAAGUCGUUAUCCUGCUUUCACCACACAAGAUGCCCCAGAGCCAGAGUAGAAGGCCAGGCCGACACUCUAAAACUGGAGCGGAGCACAUUGAAGUUAGCAUUCCCCGUGAACAGCCUGUAAAUUAUCAGAUUUUCCCAUCUCAUGUUAUCAAAGUUCACAUCCCGCACUCUCUCGUUUGCAAAUGGAAAGAAUGUGGCGACAAGACGCCAAGGGCUGCAGCAGAUAUGUUUAAGCAUAUGUCGAACGAGCACAUCUCUAAAAUGGCUUGGCAGCUUGGGGAUGGACCAACGGUGCCAGUAACUGCGGAAAACAAACCGAACUACCCUUCCAUUCUGAGUGAUCGAAGUGCUCGCAAAGGGACUAUGGUUUUGCCAGUGGAUGAACACCAGGUUAAAGCCUUCAGCAAGGCCCAUGGGAAAUUGACUGAGAAGACAAAGGCUCAAGCACUGCUCGAAGCGGGACGACACUGGAAGCAGCAAGUCGGACCCGAGAUGGAUUGGAGUGACCGCCGUCUGUCGACGCCAGCUCGUCAGAGCAGAGUCCACUGUGGUGAAAUGGCAUUUGUUGGGGAGGAUUGA
This is a messenger RNA of Penicillium robsamsonii, 2223 nucleotides long. RefSeq names its product putative C2H2 finger domain protein. The transcript is spliced from 3 exons. NCBI's taxonomy places the organism in Eukaryota, Fungi, Ascomycota, Eurotiomycetes, Eurotiales, Aspergillaceae. The coding region runs from base 1 to 2223 and encodes 740 amino acids. The record is from RefSeq and is a predicted model, not a curated record.